AUGAGUCCUUCCGUGGAGAGCGAAGCUCUGUCCGGUCACCAUCAGAUAACGGAGCACGGUACGGAAAGGCGGACGAACGGUAGCACCAAGACGGAGCCACAUUUGGAACCUCGUGAGCUAGAAAAGCAGCGACACGAGAUGGCAGUACCGACGAAGUUGUCCAACGGUGUGCCUAGCGAAGGCUUAAUCGAUCGGGGAACUGGGACGAAGGAGCAACGGACACACCACUCGAACAAUCAUUCCGAACACCACUCUAUGAAUGGCGGACAUAAAAUAGCAGAGUCUGGAUCGGCAGAGCAGGGUCUCGGUAUUCUUGUUGAGCAAUCACCAGAUGACGGGGAGACACCUGGUCGGUUUUCCGUCGUGGACGUCUACGACGGACCCCGAACAAAGGCUGCUCUAGCUGAGCUAUCUGAUGACCUGCAAAACAAAUCAUCCGAGGAUAAAGACAAAAUCAUGAAGUUGUCUCCUGAGAAGAUCCAGGAACUCACGUCUUCGCCAGAAUCGAUACCCUAUCGACCUGCAGCACCAGAGACCAACACUGGUAGACGAGUGGUAUCUGACAACCCGCAUGGAAAUGGCACCUUGGCCCGAUCUGAGAUACCGGAGUUCGUGCUCCAGUCUCUUGCCGACAAGCCAAUUUCUGACGGCCUACCAAAACAUCGGCCUUUAAAAGACCUGCUGGAAGAUGUCUCUGCGCCGGCGAGCCCUCUUCCUCGGGGCAUACAGAACCCGUCUGUUCGGACUCGCCCGAAUCCAUCACGAACGGUGUCAACCCCUGGCUCCACACGUCGUCCACCUCCUGCAACACCUAAUAAUGAAAGGUUGGCCCACACAUGGGCAUCACGAUCGAAGCAGGACAAAUCCGCGCCGGAACGCGACUUGAAGAAUCAUCUUCUUGCAUCACCUCAAAUCAUUGAGACUCCUAUGUCUCCGACCUUGUCAUCGUCAAUCCCGUUACCUCCAGUUUCGCUGCCAACAUAUCUUCAACUUGAGCUUGCAUCUGGCCGGCCUUCGCCGUUGUACAUACAUCGCCCCGCAUCGAACGACUUCCCAUAUGAAUCAUCGCGUGUGAAGAUUGAGAGGCUCAUGAACUUCCUCAUGCUUCCACCGCUGUUGGAGCAAGUGCUUUGUUUCGGGAGUCUUGCUUGUCUGGACGCAUGGCUGUAUUCCUUUACCAUUAUGCCUUUGCGCUUCAUCAAGGCUAUCUACAUACUUGUUGGAUCAUGGGUCAUCAAUUUGGGGGCCGAGGCUCGGUUUAUUUGGAAGUUUGUCCUUAAUGGAAUUGGGCGGGUCUGGCGCAGAAGAAAUCUAGCUUCAAAAGAGGAUCAGCCCUCAAGGCGCGGGAGUGAAGCAGACGUCACACCUCGGCCUCCAGGAUCUUCUACGGGACUAGAUGGGACAACUGCAGAAAGAGAACCGCGGCAGCUGCAGGCAGAGCCAAAAAGGAAACAUCGCACCUCUGAGUCCCGCAGACAUUAUCACAGACGAAAGAAGUCUAUGCCAUCGGCUCUACUUCCGGAUGAUAAAGCCGAUAUUUUGACAGGCUUGCUUAUGAUAUCCACCUGUUGUGUCCUAAUGUACUUUGACGCCAGUCGAAUGUACCAUUGGAUUCGUGGACAAGCUGCGAUUAAGCUUUACGUCAUCUAUAACGUGCUGGAGGUCAGUGACAGACUCCUGGCUGCGCUGGGUCAGGAUGUUCUCGAGUGUCUCUUCUCCCGAGAGGCUCUCGAGCGCCGCCCUGAUGGCCGAAGCAAGAUCAUCCGCCCAUUCUGGCUAUUCCUCUUGGCUUUGGUCUACACGGUAUCUCAUGCGACCUCGCUGUUCUACCAGGUUAUGACUCUGAACGUCGCCGUGAACUCCUACUCCAACGCAUUAAUCACUCUGCUUUUGUCUAACCAGUUUGUCGAGAUCAAGUCAACUGUCUUCAGGAAGUUCGAGAAAGAGAACCUUUUCCAGCUUACUUGUGCGGACGUCGUGGAGCGAUUCCAGCUCUGGCUGAUGCUUACUAUCAUUGCCUCGCGAAAUAUCGUGGAGACGGGUGCUUUCAACUUCGUCGGGAACUUUGGUCUUGGUUCUAGUUUCUCUGUUCAGACUUCCACAAGUACGAACAGUACACCAUUAUCCACACCUCCUCGCACUGCAUCCUCCAUUUUGCCUCAAGCGUUCACAAUGUUCCCAUCAUCAAUUCUGUCUUCCCUGAAUAGCGUGAACUCCUUUAUUCCAACCCUGGCACAGGUGCUCGGUCCAUUCCUAGUGGUGCUGGGCUCCGAAAUGCUAGUGGACUGGCUGAAGCACGCCUACAUCGGUAAAUUCAACAACAACCGACCCGCAAUCUACAGUCGAUUCCUAGACGUCCUAGCAAAAGACUACUACACCAAUGCCUUCGGCGAACAAAACCUUACCCGCCGCAUCGGCCUCCCAGUCAUCCCACUCUCAUGCCUCUUCUUCAGAGUCUCAGUCCAAACCUACCAAAUGUUCCUAGCAGCCCUACUCCCCCAACACCCCUCCUCAACCGCAAUAGAAGCAACAUCCCUCUCCUCAAUCCACAACCAAUACGCCCCCUCCCCACUCCCAUCCGCACCCCCAAUAACAUUCGCAACCCUCCUCCCAGCCUCAGCAGCCCACGUCAGCGCAUUCUUCCGAACCCUCCUGGAAAACGCCAUCCCAUCCCCAGCCCAAUCAGUCCACAUUUUCACCGCCGUCCUCCUCCUCACCGGGUUCGUGGUUCUUCUCAUCCUAAAACUCCUCCUGGGAAUGGUACUGCUCGCAUUUGCGCGCUCACGCUACAGGAAGAUCAAAGCAAGAGAAGCAGAAUCAACUUCCAACUCCAAUAAACCAACCCCCCAUCUAUCCCACGCCCACCACCAACCCGGCCCCAGUGAACAGCAGCCCGUGCCGCGCGCCCGCGAGUUCUCGGUCGAGGGGAGCCAGCGCACUGGCGGGUGGGGCAUGGUCGAAGUUGGCGACGAGAAGCGUCGACUGAUCUAUGCUGAUGAUGCGGAUGGGUUACGUCGUUUGAAGGAGAAAGAGGACAAGAAGGAGAAGGAGGAGAAGGAGAAGAUGGAUAAGGAGGGGGAACUUAAUGUUGAUCAUGUACAGCGAUAUGAGAUGAUUGCGAAGAAGAUUUGGUGA
Molecule: messenger RNA, 3135 nt
Organism: Penicillium nucicola
Lineage: Eukaryota; Fungi; Ascomycota; Eurotiomycetes; Eurotiales; Aspergillaceae
Product: TAPT1 family protein
Exons: 1
Coding region: 1-3135 (1044 amino acids)
Biological process (GO): maintenance of protein localization in endoplasmic reticulum
Cellular component (GO): endoplasmic reticulum membrane
Source: RefSeq, a predicted model, not a curated record